Eremothecium cymbalariae DBVPG#7215 is the source of this 1608-nucleotide messenger RNA. RefSeq names its product MIND complex subunit DSN1 (gene DSN1). Gene Ontology annotation, biological process: mitotic sister chromatid segregation; cell division. The transcript has a single exon. NCBI's taxonomy places the organism in Eukaryota, Fungi, Ascomycota, Saccharomycetes, Saccharomycetales, Saccharomycetaceae. Gene Ontology annotation, cellular component: MIS12/MIND type complex. The record is from RefSeq and is a predicted model, not a curated record. The coding region runs from base 1 to 1608 and encodes 535 amino acids.
AUGAGUGAAGAACGAUCAUAUUCUAGAACACCUCAGAGAAGAAGGUCAGGUAUACAUGGUUUAAAAGUGCAUACUUUACCAACUGAACCAAGUGAUUUAAAGCACAACAGCCACAGUAAUAUUAGGUCUACGCAAAGUCAGGAAGAAGAAGAAGAUAUUGAAGAUGAGUAUUCAAGGGUGAAGCCUCAAUCUAGUUUUGAGACGGAUGAAGACUUUAAAUUCAAACGCCGUAGGAGAAAGCAUAGUGCUUUAGGAGAUCGAUUAGAUUCUCUUCAAGAUAUACAGAAUGCAAAAUGGAUGGAUAACUUCAACAGUUCUAUGCAGGUCCCGCAGCCGAUUCCGCAGCAGGUUCAGAUGGGCGGGCCGAGCCAGUAUAUGCAAUCCCCGCAGGGUAGACAGCAGGCUGCCGUUAUGCCUCCACCACAAUAUAUGCCAUACAUGUAUUAUUAUCCUAUGCCUCCCCCUAUGAUGCCUAUGCCUACAUCUCCACAACGGCAGAUAGAGAACAUACCAUCUUCUAUGCAGGGGUAUCCUAAUACCUCUACACAACCUUUUUUCCCUCACUUGGCUGCUUCUAUGGGUAAUAAUCAAUUGGUGAUACCUUCUGCUAUGUACCCCCCUCAUUAUUCACACGAAAGUAGGGAUCCAAGGAAUUCUAGAGAUCGGAGGAGAUCGAUAAUGUCGCAGCGAGGGAGGCGGUUGUCAAUGCUAUCAUUUCAAGGCGAAGAUAAGAAUGUCGACGUGAUGAAAUCUGAGAUUAUAUCGCCGCACAAGGAUGUACCGGAGUCAGAUUUCUACAGGCACAUUGGAAACACGUCCUUUGGGCGUGGUUUGCGAACUAGGCAGUUAUUCAAUUGGUGUAUGAUCCGAUGUUUGAGGAGGUUAGAAGGAAUGGAUGCUUAUCGUGUGGCAAAGGAUCAUGCGUCCACUUACGUGAGUCCCCAGAGGAUAAGUAUGGUGAUAAUAAAGGAAUUUGUACAGGACUUGCGUAAGGGGAAAAUCGAUAUGGAUUGGGAUUGUAAGGAUGUAAAGGAUAUUGAAUUUAAUCCUGAUGAUACCGAAGACACCGUUUUGCGUGAAUUAUUCAACGAAGAUGACGAGGGUGAUGGUGUCGCACGAAUGCACAGCAGUGUAAUUAGGAAACGAAGAAGAACGAUCAAAAUUCCAAAUGAAAAGAAUAUACAAAACUUGGAAAAUCUCAAAAUAUUGCAGGAAAAGCUUUCGAACCUCAGAUCGGAGAUAGAUCUAUGGUCAACCGAAUUAGAUAAGGAGAAGUACCAGAAUAUCUGGAUAUCCGUGGGUACGAAACCCAUCGGCAAGGAAGUAAUUUCAGUACCCGAUUUAGAAUUGCCAGCUAUUCCAGAUUCUCAAGACAUUAAAUUAAAGUUCGUACAACGCAUGGAUAGAUUCCAAGCCUCCUCACAUCUCUUAGCUUCUCAUGCUAAGUUACUGGGCGAUGUGUUAAAUCUAAAAUCAAACAAAAUUUCCAGGUGUUUAUCUGUAAAAAAUAACACUCACAAAGCCAAAGACAACAAGAAGCAAACUCGAAAAUUACUCGUUAGUCUUUCCAGAACACUCUCGAAUUGGGAUCAACAAAUACAAAAUUAG